Molecule: messenger RNA, 2150 nt
Organism: Brachypodium distachyon (stiff brome)
Lineage: Eukaryota; Viridiplantae; Streptophyta; Magnoliopsida; Poales; Poaceae
Product: cytochrome P450 76M5
Exons: 2
Coding region: 233-1960 (575 amino acids)
Molecular function (GO): oxidoreductase activity, acting on paired donors, with incorporation or reduction of molecular oxygen; heme binding; iron ion binding
Source: RefSeq, a predicted model, not a curated record
AUGUUUCUUUGCGGCACCUAUGUUCGGCGAGCACACGCAUGUGCCUACCUUACUACCUAGCUGCUGCAGGCCACUGACCUUAGGUCCUUAGCUACCGUGGAUUCACGUGUUAUUACAGUGUAAGCUAGGACGAUUGUCUGCAAAGCUGGACCGCCCAGAACAACACAGCCAUUCAUCGCCCAAUGGUUUGCAGUCUGCAAGCCUGGACCGACGAGGCCCAUAUCCCGAGGAGAUGAGGCAGUGUUCGGUGGAUGGUGUAGAUCUGGUGCGCUCCUCUAGCCUAAAUAUUUCCGUCUCGACAUGUGGAGGCCGUCGAGGAACAAUUCUCGCUCUCUCUUUGAUCCACAAAGCCAGCGCUCGCUCGCGUGUCGCCGCAGCUAGAGCUACCACAAUGGCCUUCUUCAUUGCUUGCGUGUCCUCGCUCGUGCUCCUCUUCCUCCUCUUUCUCUCACGCUACUUGUUCCAGCUGCUGGGCAGCAGCCGUCUUCCCCCUGGGCCGCUGCCUCUCCCGGUCAUCGGCAACCUCCUGGACGUGGCAGCAUUAACAGGCCGGCAUCUUCCCCACCGCUCCCUGGCCCGUCUCGCCGCGCGCCACGGCCCGCUCAUGACGCUCCGGCUGGGCAGGGCCGUGGUGAUCUUCGUCUCCUCCCCGGACGCGGCCCGCGAGGUGCUCCAGACCCACAACGCCAGCCUCGCCGGCCGGAUCCCGCCCGACGCGUGGCACGGCGCCGGCCACGCCGCCAACUCCGUCUUCGUCCUGCCGCCGCACCACAAAUGGCGCUCGCUCCGAAGGAUCGGCACGGAGCACCUGCUGUCCCCGAGGCGCCUCGACGGGCUCCGCCCUGUGCGUCUGCUCCAGGACGCCGUCGUCAGCCACGUGUCCUCCGAGCUGGCGGCGGAGGCGUCUUCUGGGGUGCUAGUUGUCGGCCACGUCGCGUCCGCGGCCACGGUGGACAUGCUGUGGCAGGCCAUGUUCGGCUGCCAGGUGGAGCUGGACGCGUCAGCAGCAACAUCGGCUUACCGCGAGCUGCACGGGCUCGCGCGAGACCUCGGGGCCAUUGGACUGACACCCAACGUCUCUGACUUCUUCCCGGUGCUCGCCGCUGCUGACCUCCAGGGCGUGCGCCGCAGUUUCGCCAGGAAGCUGGGAAGGCUGUACCAGCUGAUCGACGUGCAGAUCCAGCGGCAGAGGCGCCACCGGCGGGAAUCCGCCGCCGCUGCUUCUGGCGGCGGUUGCGGUAAGAAUGGGGGCUUGCUAGAUGCCAUGCUCGACAUGUCCGAUGAGGAUGAUGGCGCCGCCGGCGGCAUGAACAACGAUACGAUCAGAGCAUUUCUCGCGGAUUUACUUCUUGCGGCCAUCGAGACGAUCCCAAACGCGAUCGAAUGGGCAAUGGCGGAGCUACUACAGAACCCAAACACGAUGAGAAGGCUAAAGGAGGAACUCCGAAGUGUCAGCGGCGGCAAGACCCACGUCGACUACUCCGACAUGGACCAUCUCCCCUUCCUCCGAGCGGUCAUCAAGGAAACACUCCGGCUGCACACGCUGGUGCCGUUCGUGCCCAACAAGGCUGACGCGGUGGUGCGGGUGCACGGCUACACCAUCCCCAGGGGGAGUACCGUCAUCGUCAACGUUUGGGCGAUCCACCACGACGCCGAGGUGUGGCCGGAGCCCGACACGUUCAUCCCUGGCAGGUUCAUGGGGGGCGGCAAUAACGAGGUCCAUUUCCUAGGGGCGGACCUCCAGUUCAUCCCGUUCAACGCUGGAAGGCGCAUCUGCCUAGGGUUGCCCCUCGCCAGUAGAAUGCUGCAUGCGAUGCUCGCAACUUUGCUGCAUCGUUUUGAAUGGGUGCUGCCUCCGGGGGUUGCCGAAAAUGGUGUUGAUAUGUCGGAGAAGAUCGGGAUGACCAUGUCUAUGGCUAACCCUCUCAAAGCUAUACCAAAGCCAAUUUGCAUGACGUAGUGGUAUCAUCCGAAGUCCUUGGUAAUAGUAUCUCUCUAUGUGUGUUGUCUAUACAUGUGUUUCACGUCCUUUAUGACGUCAUGUUAAAGUGUUAUCCUGAAAGAAGCUGAUCCGGCCACGUGAAACUAGCAUGAAGUUUUGUUUCUUUAUAGAGAAAGAUACUAGUCAAUACUUACUAUUGAGUGUUUUA